Ziziphus jujuba (common jujube) is the source of this 2145-nucleotide messenger RNA. Its product is annotated as rhamnogalacturonan I rhamnosyltransferase 1. Gene Ontology annotation, cellular component: cytoplasm. Gene Ontology annotation, molecular function: calcium ion binding. The record is from RefSeq and is a predicted model, not a curated record. The transcript has 8 exons. Lineage: Eukaryota; Viridiplantae; Streptophyta; Magnoliopsida; Rosales; Rhamnaceae. The coding region runs from base 58 to 1671 and encodes 537 amino acids.
UAAGAACAAAAAUCUUUAAGAUCUAUACUUGAAACUUUUCUUGGCAAAGUAAGGAAAAUGUCAUCAAUGGAGCACAACAAGGAUGGUUCCAAGGAAUCCGAAUUCGAGGAAGAGAUAGAAAAGCCAUACAGUAAGAUUAAGUUUCGGUACGCAAAAGGGAUUAAAGCUGAAAUAUUGAAGGAUUUGAUAGUUCGAGGAAUGAAAGCUGAGAAGCUCAAGAGUUUCAUUCAUGGAAGCAUCAAAACUGAGAAGUUGAAGGGCUUGGAUUUUUUCAUUGCCAAAAAAAAAUUGGCAAGGUUGAAAAUUUGGGCAGUUCGAGCAACUACUGUGUUGCUUCUUUGGGCUAUUGCUAUGCAGCUAAAAGCACUUUGCCAGACUUUGGCUCCAAGGAUUAUCUCAAACUCCCCCUCUUUUCCACCUCCAAGAGUAUAUGAGAAUAAUGGAUAUCUUAUGGUUUCAUCAAAUGGAGGAUUGAAUCAAAUGAGAACUGGUAUCUGUGAUAUGGUAGCCAUUGCAAGAUACUUAAAUGUGACACUUAUAGUUCCUGAAUUGGAUAAUACCUCAUUUUGGAAUGACUACAGUCAGUUCCAAGAUAUAUUUGAUGUGGAUUAUUUCAUUGGAUCGUUGAGAGAUGAGCUUCGUAUACUGAAAGAACUUCCUCCUAAGCAGAAGAAAAAAGUGGAAUUCGAAUCCCUCUACUCUAUGCCCCCAAUUAGUUGGUCCAACAUGACCUAUUACUACAACACGAUCCUUCCUCACAUUCACGCAUUGGAAGUUGUGCAUUUCACAAAAAGUGAUGCUAGGCUUGCUAACAAUGGAAUUCCUGAAGAGGUUCAGAAACUGCGUUGCCGCACAAACUACCAUGCUCUGAGAUUUGCUCCCCCAAUUGAAGCUAUAGCAAAGAAAAUUGUUCAGAUCCUGAGAGAAAAAGGUCCUUUCUUGGUCCUUCAUCUCAGAUAUGAAAUGGACAUGGUCGCAUUCUCUGGUUGUAAUGAAGGUUGCACUGAACAAGAGAUUGACGAGCUCACAAAAAUGAGAUAUGCUUACCCCUGGUGGAAAGAGAAGGAAAUUGAUUCUGUGAAGAAAAGAAAAGCUGGUCUAUGCCCUAUGACUCCGGAGGAAACUGCACUUUUCUUGCGAGCUCUAGACAUCGAUUCCAAUAUGCAAGUUUAUAUUGCAGCUGGAGACAUAUACAAGGCAGAGAAGAGAAUGGCAACUCUCAAAGCAGCUUUUCCAAAUUUGGUUAAAAAGGAAAUGUUACUUAAACCUUCAGAACUUUUGCCCUUCCAGAACCAUUCAAAUCAAAUGGCUGCCUUGGAUUAUUAUGUCUCAAUAGAAAGUGACAUUUUUGUUCCAACAUAUGGAGGAAACAUGGCAAAAGUAGUAGAAGGCCAUAGAAGGUAUUUGGGGUUCAAGAAAACCAUCCUACCAGAUAGAAAAUUUUUGGUGGAACUCAUAGACCGAUACAACAAUGGAAAAAUUACCUGGGAUGAGUUCUCUGUGGCAGUGAAAAUAAUUCAUGCGGAUCGAAUGGGAAACCCAAUACCAAGAUCAGUGGUGCGUGGUAAACCCAAGGAUGAGGAUUACUUCUAUACAAAUCCACAGGAAUGCUUGUCUCCAGUGGAGGAGGAGCCAUUAGAUGAUGAACAUGCAUUUUCUUUUGGAGACUAAGCGCUCCAUUUUUAAUUAAGAAAGUCAUCCAGUUUUUUAAUUCCAAUUGUAAGUUUAGUUAUAGCCUGAGUGAUAAAAGUCACUAUUCCUUUAAACGGUAGACUGAAUUCAAAUCCCCCGAUCCCAAUAUCAAAAAAUAAAAAUUAAACGAAAAAGAAAAAAGAAAGAAGCCUUGGGCUUCUUGGCAAUGUAGGGUGAACAAAGCCAUUAGAGGAUGAACACGCAAGAUACAAACCAGGCUUAGUUAUUUUUUAUUUUUUAUUUUUUUAAUUUAUUUUUUAUGUCUUUUAGAGAAGUUUUAUGGUGGAUAUAAUUGGGUCUAAGCCCAAGAAGGCAUUUAGGGUCUGAUGUAAACUUUUUAUUUUUUUAUUUUUAUUUUUAUUUUUUUGGGGUGGAUAUUAAAGAGGGAGAUUCUGUAUGAUUUUCUAAAUUGUAUUUUCCCCAAAACAAAUUUUAAAAAUAACUACUUUCAAA